This is a messenger RNA of Rhodamnia argentea, 1841 nucleotides long. RefSeq names its product probable methyltransferase At1g29790. Lineage: Eukaryota; Viridiplantae; Streptophyta; Magnoliopsida; Myrtales; Myrtaceae. The transcript has 2 exons. Bases 252 to 1661 code for a protein of 469 amino acids. Gene Ontology annotation, molecular function: methyltransferase activity. The record is from RefSeq and is a predicted model, not a curated record.
UCCUUUAAAGUCAAAGAGGGAUGUCUUUGUGCCACAAAUAUUGCAGAGACUGGGGAACUAUUGGAUGAAUCUUGUGGAUCAACGUCCAGAGAGAAGCCCAGAAAGCUGUAAGCGUUUUCCAUUGUCUGCUCGUUUUCUCAACUGGGUAUGUCUUUCCCAACAAGUUUCGGCUUCAUCUCAGGUUGAGCAUAUGAGUGGAACAAGUUGAAGUUCCAGAGCUUGGGAAAACACAAGCACCACUGUGGGCAAACAUGAAGAGCUGCUGUUGUUUUCCUAAAUGUGGAUUCAAGAGGGUAAUGGCUUGCUUUCAGAUCUCGUUAGGUGGGCUCGUCAUCUUCGCGAGCUUGCUGAGCCUCUUUAGCUUCUACAAGGCCGGAUUUUUCCUGCGCAACGAGGACAUAUGCCACCAUUUCUACGGAAUGAAGGAUUUCCACAGCGGUUUCGACCUGAAAGCUCUCUCGGAUAGAGUCGACGAAGUGCUAAACAAGUUGGACACCUUGCAAGAGAAGCUCGAAUCCAAGGUGCAACAGAUGGAGAAGAAUAAAGAUGCUUUGGCUAAUUCUAACAUUACAAAGCUGGAGUACAAGAAGUACUUGGAAGAUGAGGUGAUUAGGCCUCUUUACAGUGCUCAUAUCGCCCUGAGACAGAUCCGGCUACCGAAGGGCGAAGGGAUAAGGAACAUUACUUUUAAGGAGGAGCCAUUGAUCAACACGUUCAUAAUCGAGGAGAUCCGGAAGUACAUAACCCCGAAGGAGAACAGAGUAGGGAAGGUCAACAUAUACGGAAGCGAGAGAGUACACAACACGAUCGGUCAUGCUUGUGUGCUGUACAAGAAGGAAUUGGAGGAAUAUAUGGACUACGACAUCGGUUCCUACUGCAAGGAUGACUGGAACAUGGCGCAGAAGCUCAUGAUCAAUGGCUGCGAUCCUCUCCCGCGUAGACGGUGCUUGACCCGGGCCUCGAAGGUCUACCAAAAGCCGUACGCCAUUAAUGAGUCCCUGUGGAGAUUGCCUGACCAUAGGAACGUGAGGUGGAGCAAUUACCGGUGCAGGAACUUUGAAUGCCUAGCUAGCAACAACCCGCAGCGCGGUUAUUCUAAGUGCUCCGGCUGUUUUGAAAUGGAGAAAGAGAAGCUGAAAUGGGUCACUAACACAUCUCUUAUAACGGAUUUUCUUAUUAGUGACAUCCUAGAGAUUAAGCCUGGAGAAGUACGGAUUGGAUUGGACUUUGGUGUUGGCACGGGAACUUUCGCUGCGAGAAUGAGAGAAAAUAAUGUGACAAUCAUCACGACUGCGCUGAAUCUCGGGGCUCCGUUCAAUGAAAUGAUUGCCUUGAGAGGCCUGGUUCCUCUCUAUGUGACGCUGAACCAGAGGCUACCCUUUUUCGACAACACAAUGGACUUGAUUCACACGACAGGAUUCUUGGACGGGUGGAUCGAUCUAGUGCUGAUGGACUUCAUAAUGUUCGACUGGGAUCGGGUGUUGAGGCCAGGAGGAUUGCUGUGGAUUGAUCGGUUCUUCUGUAAGAGAAAAGAUCUGGAUGACUACAUGUACAUGUUUCUGCAGUUCAGAUACAAGAAACACAAAUGGGCAAUCGCUCCUAAGUCGGACAAUGAGGUGUAUCUCUCUGCAGUACUGGAGAAACCUCCAAGAGCUAUAUAAAUUACAUCUGUUGAUUAAUUUUCUCUUCGAUGGUACGUAAAUUUGAUUCGCAAAUCAAGACGUGCGUGCCCUCUUGUAUUACCUUUUUAAAUUUGUGAAGUCAGUACUGAAUGUAGCAGGUGAUACUUUGAAGGGAGAAAUCAAUAUAGCUGAGUUCUAACUUUCAAGAAUGUAGCAUGA